Molecule: messenger RNA, 1007 nt
Organism: Danio aesculapii
Lineage: Eukaryota; Metazoa; Chordata; Actinopteri; Cypriniformes; Danionidae
Product: deformed epidermal autoregulatory factor 1 homolog
Exons: 6
Coding region: 1-645 (214 amino acids)
Biological process (GO): regulation of transcription by RNA polymerase II; negative regulation of DNA-templated transcription
Cellular component (GO): nucleus
Molecular function (GO): transcription corepressor activity; DNA-binding transcription factor activity, RNA polymerase II-specific
Source: RefSeq, a predicted model, not a curated record
AUGUCGAUUACAGUGUCUCCGUCUGGUCAGAUCAGCACAUCAGGAACACUGAGUUUCGAACGAUCGGCGUCAGGAGAAACAGCCUCCAUCAUCUCUGACAGCCCUGCAGCCGCUGACGUCUACACUAACACCACCGUGUUGACCACUCUUCCAGCGCUGGCGGUGGUUCCUCAGCAGGCCGUGGUUCAGUCUAAAGCUCCUCCGGCCGCGACGUUACUGAACGGGCUGGAGACGGGCGAGCAGCGCACAUGGCUGUACCUGGAGGAGAUGGCGAACACCCUGCUCAAUAACGUCCAGCAGCUCAAAGUCCUCAUCGCACAAGCCAAACAAGCCAGUCAGAGCGGAGCACACGCUGCCAUCAGCCUGGAGAAAAACAGCAGCGGCAGGAAAGAGUCCUUUCAGAGUCCGUUUUCACUCACUGAAGAACCUGAGGGAAAAAUCACAGAAAUCAUCAUUAAACACACGUGUGUAAACUGCGGUCGAGAGGCAUCCAGUGAGUGCACAGGCUGCCAUAAAGUUCAUUACUGCUCCGGCUUCUGUCAGCGAAAGGACUGGAAGGAGCAUCAGCUGAACUGCUGUCAGCCGAACACAUCCGUCAGCAUUCAGGAGGACACGCAGAUGGAGCUGGAGAAGGGGAAGGUCUAGCAUUUAGCAGCGGAUGAUGGCUGAUUCUUAAACUGACUGGUGUGUUUGAGCCUCUAAUCUCAGCUCUGUUAUACACUGUGAAAUAUAAAGCAUGCGCGAGCGGUGUAGAUCAGUGUUUCUCAACCACGUCCCUGGAGGACUACCAGCACUGCACAUUUCCUCGUCUGCUUAAUCAAACACACCUGAUUCAGAUCGUCAGCUCAUUAGCAGAGACUAAUAGGUGUGACAGACAAAGGAGACAUCCAAAACAUGCAGUGUUGGUGUUCCUCCAGGAACGUGGUUGAGAAACACAUGUGGUACUUUCUGUACCAUGUGAUAAAUGGAUUUUGUACAUAAAAAUAAUCCUGCUCAAAAUGAUUUAC